CCAGUAUCCAGUCAUUUUCUGAUCUAACUUGAAACUUUUUUGUUGUUGUUUUUAUGGUGAAUUUUGUUGAAAAUUUUCUCAACAAACAAAUGUUAAAUAUUCAACGGAAUUCUGCAUAAAUAUAAUCAAAGGACAAUAUUAUUAUUAUUAACAUAAUCAUGAUGGAUUCAACAAAAUCAACAACAACUACUGAACAAGACCAUCAUCAUCCUUAUCUUGAACAUGAUAAUAAUGAGGAUCAACAUCAGAAACCACCACCACCAUAUGAAGAAAUUCAACGAGAAUCAUCCAAUACAUUAACAUUGUCGCCAAUCGAAACAUCAAAUCAAACAACAAAAAUGGCUUCUGAAUCAUCAUUCAAACAGCAACAACAGCAAUUAAGACAUUCACUUUCGAUUGAAAAUCCAAUGGCCGAAGUAUUUUCAAAUCCAGAAUUUGAUCAUGUUGAAUUAAAAAUUCAAGGUCACAUCAAUCCUGUCACAUUGAAUGUUCAUAAACAAGUUGAUGAUGAUGAUCAAAUGAUGGAUACCAAACGAAAUAAAUUUUUCUUUUCGAUUAGGAAUGGUGUUGAACAAAAAUUUCGUCAAGUUUUUUGUCAAUGGAAACAAUGGCAACGACCCGAAGUUAUUGCCAUUCGUUUGUUCAUUGUUUUGAUUGCAUUGUUAUUGAUGGUUCAGUUGAUUCGUGUGGUUAUGCCAAAUCGUUAUAUCGAUGAUAAAACAAUGAAUGAUUCGAAUAAAGUUACGCCAUUGAAAAUGUAUUCGGGACGAACUGGAAAAGCAUUGGCAAUUCUAUCGAAUCCAUCACCCGAUUCGUCAUUAUCAUCAACCGGUGAUGUACAUCAACAGGACAUCAAUGUAAUGGAAACAAAAUUAUUACAACCGGAUCAGGAUUUGAUCGAUUCGUUACCACCAAAAAGCCAUAAUGAAAAAAAUGAUAUUAAUGAAUUUGAAAAGACGAAAUUGAAUUCGAAUCACCUAGAAUCAAUUUCACAAGAAAAUGAACCAGAUUUUUCAAGUCAAAAUAUUGAUCAUGAUGACAGCAGAAUGGAUGAACACCCGACCGAAUUUAUAGCAGAUAAUGAAAAAAAUCCCGAUACAUCAUUGAUUCAUUCAUCGUCAUCGACGACAUUGACUCAAGGAACAUCAACAUGGACAACGAUACCACCAUCAUUUUCAUCAUCGCCAUCAAGCACAACAAAAUUAUUGCCAAAAAUUAUGAACAAUAGUGGUCCAACAAAUUCAAAUCGUAUACAAUUCCAAACAUCAACAACAUCGACAACAAUAACACCAGCAAUGACAUUAUCAAAUAAUAAUUUGUAUAACAUAUCAAUUAUUAUACAUUCGGCAAACGUACCCGAUAUGGAUUCAGGAUAUUUUAUGGGUCGUGCAUCCGACACUUAUUGUAAUGUUUUUAUCGAUAAUGAACUUGUUGGUAAAACGCCCAUUAUUGAUAAUUCAAAUAAUCCUAGCUGGCAUUAUUUAUUACCAAGACAAUUUACGGUCAAACGUGAAACAUGGAUACGUAUCGAAUUGAUGGAUAGAGAUCAUGUUCGUAAUGAUCAUAUUGGUGGUAUUUUAUUGAAUUUCGGUGAUUUAAUAAAAAACGGUAGUAUAAAUAAACCGAUUAAUAUGUUUCAUGGUCGUGGAUAUAUUUGGGUGACAAUUUCUAGCGUUCCUGUCUCAUCUUCAUCAUAAAAGUCUUUUUUUCUGUUUGUUAUAAUCAAGAAUCAAUAAAGACACGAACGGAUUCGAACAAAUAAUAAAAUCUCAUGAAUCAUCAAAUUUGAAGCACACAAACAUACAUACGCCAUUUCGAAUUG
Messenger RNA from Dermatophagoides pteronyssinus (European house dust mite), 1822 nucleotides. RefSeq lists its product as uncharacterized. NCBI's taxonomy places the organism in Eukaryota, Metazoa, Arthropoda, Arachnida, Sarcoptiformes, Pyroglyphidae. The record is from RefSeq and is a predicted model, not a curated record.